AUGGCUGCUCAACUGGACGCGGCACAGCAGGUUGCGGCCCUGCAAGCGAUGCAGGAUGUGAACUUGAAUUUUCAACGUAACGCAGCUGUGCAUGAAAGUGAAGGCCUUGGUGUAGCGACGGAGGCGCAAAUCACCCAUGUGGCCGACCGCUGUGCGAACUUGAGGACGAAAUGCACGCCACAGCAAUACCUGUUCAUCCUGCGACAGUUGAACGCCAGGACAUACGACAGGGUGACCAAGCCACCCGCAAACUUGAACUUGCACCCUAUGGCCCUAGUGGCAACCUUCCGCUGUGCUGAUACUUUGAAUGAUGCACAAGCGAACUCGCUCAUGGACGCGGUUUCCAAAGCCAUCACAGGGUCGCUUGACCCAAAAUCCGAGGAGAAGCGCCGCGGAAUGGAAGCGGUUUACGACAUCUUCACGACUUCACUAAAAACAAAUCUGCAGAAUUUGCCGCCAGUGGCUGCGGAUCCACCGGAGACCUUCCAUCAACGACAGCUGAAUAAUUCUCUAGUAUCUAACUUCUUACCAGACUUUGUGGCACAGCUGUCGAUUGAAAAGCGACGACUGGAAAUGGAGGAGUCAGCCGCUAAAGCGGUGACGAUGGCUGUAGAAAAACACUUCAACGAAAAAUUUGGAGGAAAAACCAAGCAAAUGGAGCAGGAGAUCAAGAAUUUGAGAGCCCAGAGGGCACGGUCUCCACGACGUUCACCAAGCAGAAAAGGAGAUAACAAGAAAGGCGGAAAAGGAGCAUGGAAGCCGCCAAAUGAUCUCGUCUGCUUGAGUUGGAUGGAAGGAAAAUGUGCGGGAUCUACCUGUCCAAACGGAAACUCCCACAAGGGAGAACUAAAGAAAUUGGAACUCCUCAACAAAAGUUAUUUAGGAGGAAAGAUCACACAAGAACAGCUCAAGCGUAUUGCGUCGUGAAUUCCUCCCUCCAUCCCAUUAAGACGCCCCUCCUCUAGUAUAUAAAAGAAAAGUUUCAAUAAAUUUUAACUAAUGUCGGUUUGUUAGUUCUACUUCCUCUCUUCCUGCAAAGUCUCUUUACCAUACCUGCAUCCUUGUUUUUCCACCUUUAAGCAAUAGAUUGAUCGAAGUUUCCUUCACCUUCCUUGCAUUUUGUUACAUACCUUAUCUCGUCAUCAUACCUUAUCUCGUCAUCUCACCCCAAAGACGUGCACUCGGAGAUGUGUCACUCGACUUACAUUUCCACACCUUCCUUUCUAGAUUGAGCGCCGUCCCCCCCUCUACCCCAGAGACUGACGACACUCCCACAUGCAAACUUUGCCCAAGUUUUUGAAAAAGACGCACC
Messenger RNA from Amoebophrya sp. A25, 1312 nucleotides. The record is from the annotation of a GenBank genome assembly. Lineage: Eukaryota; Dinophyceae; Syndiniales; Amoebophryaceae.